UACCGAUGACGACGAUAGUACAAGCUUUGUAUCUGAAAGUACAAUAUCUGAAUAUUUUGAUUCCAACGACUAUGAUACAGAAAUAGAAGCCUUUACUUUAGAUGAAAUAGGAUUGAAUAGAGCUAGAGCUAGAGCUUUUGUUGAAAAUGAUGAGAUUUUUGACAAUGAAAAUUUUUGGAAAGAUGAUGAGGAAUUUGAGGCAUAUUCGACAUCUUCAACAAAUUUAAAUUUAAUUACUCCAGAUUUUUCAAAUGAUGAUAGUAUACUUAUAGAAAACAUCGAAUCUAAUAUUAAUAAUACUGAAAAAAAUUUGCAAACUAAGAAGAUUGAUAAUAAAAGCAAAAAAUUAUCAACUAUGUUAUCAACUACAUCAUUAACAUCUAAUCCUAUAAGACAACAUAAACAUCGAACUAUAGAAAAAGAGAAAGAAAUACUUGAGCAAAUUCUUUUAUAUGAAAAGUUUCCUGCAAAUAAACUUGAUAAUAUUCUUCUUCAACUUCAGAUAGAAUCAAUGGAAUGGACUGAGACACGUGUAAAGACUUAUUGGAGAAAUAAUCAUUUGACUAAAAAAUGA
This is a messenger RNA of Ambispora gerdemannii, 574 nucleotides long. Lineage: Eukaryota; Fungi; Glomeromycota; Glomeromycetes; Archaeosporales; Ambisporaceae. The record is from the annotation of a GenBank genome assembly.